Molecule: messenger RNA, 13740 nt
Organism: Oncorhynchus tshawytscha (Chinook salmon)
Lineage: Eukaryota; Metazoa; Chordata; Actinopteri; Salmoniformes; Salmonidae
Exons: 1
Coding region: 166-12630 (4154 amino acids)
Source: RefSeq, a predicted model, not a curated record
CACGAUGAGAGCGGAGAGAUAAUCGUGCAGAGAGCCGCCCUCCCAUCUCUGUCAUUUGUACCACUGGAAUCAGCAUCUUGUUCCAGACUCCCAAACUCAUCAUGCUCCUGCUUCCCAGAUAACGCCUCUGAGGACCAGGCCUGUACAGCACCUCUCGUCUGCACCAUGGCAGGAGAGACACAGCGCACGUAUGCUGUCAAAAAGUUGGAUGCUGAGUCCAAACUGAAGGAUGAAUGCACUGCACUGGAGCAGUACGGCAGCAGUGAGAAAGCCACAAAAGAGUCUUCAGAGCACUUCUCAGGUGCAGGUGUGGAGGCUCGGACAAUCCGCAGAGGAGCCAAGUUUGUAGACAAGGACAGGGACUAUACUCAGCAGCGCGAGGCUGUGAUCCGACCUCAGCAGGCGGGGAAAAUAGACUUCAAGUCACUGCAGAACCGUCCUAAGUUCUCCAGCAACAGGACAUGGCCCAGUGGUAAAGGCAGCCCCCAGUCCCCCAGUGGGAAGUGCCGGAGCAGAGACAAGGGCAAGAGGUCGGGGAAGUCGGAGCGCGGUAACCCACAGCAGCUGUACAGACUCAGCAUCACCAAUCCACGUUCCAACCCUACUAUCGGCAUUGCCUACCCACAGCAGAAGGUCUCGCCACCCAAGAAGAUGGAGGCCAGCCGAAGCCCAGUUACGGGCAGCUACAGGUUCCACGUGCCCAGUAUACCAGAGCGAGAGGCCGAGCUGCAGCAGGAGGAACUCAACUACAGCCGCUGCUUCCAGGAGACCUCUUCCAACCUCACCUCCCCAAGCUAUACCUCACAGCUACUGGGAACCACAGGUGGGACAUCCACCCACCAACUCCCACCCCAGCAGCAGCAACCAGGCCCAAUUGUGAACAAUAAUAACUCACAGCCAAGCAGCCAGCUGCUCUUCCCAGACUUUCAGUUGAGUGGCUCCAAUGACUGGCAGUCUCAAGAGAGGACUUUUAACGGUGCUAACUAUGGCAUUUCCUCACAAAAAUCCACUGUUCUCAAGGAGGCGAACAAGGCGAAUGGUAGCUCUGUGUCUUUUCUGUUUCAGUACGGAUACAAGUUGUCGGAGGACUCAAACCCAGACCCUUUUGCCUUUGAUCAGAACCCCCAAUCCCAGGACUAUAUAGACUCCUCCUCUUUGGCUUCUUCCCAGGUGACUCAUAACUCUUUUUCCUUUCAGCCAUCUGGAGAUGGAAAGGAGGGGGUUCAGAAUAACACUCAAUUCAAUAGUGACCAGCCAGAGGACAGAUCUUCCUACCCCCAUCCUCCACAGCUACCACAGUACCUACAAGCUCGACAAGGGGCGGCAUCCUCUAUGGACUGCCCCAGGGGCCUGAGUGAGGACUCGGCUAGUAGUGAGAGCUCUGGCUUCAGCUCCCAGCAGUCGGAGAAGGGUAAGAGUGCCCUGCCAGAGAGCAUGGACGCGUUCGGCCAUAGGGAUGCUGCCCUCGCUUCAGGGAGCAAGAGGAGCUGCCCCUCCAAAGACUUUGCUGCUGACAGCCAGAGAACACUUAUUAAAGGCAGUGUACACCAUGCCAAAAAUAUUGCACAAGGUCCAAGCUCCCAAAUGCACUUUCCAAACAAAGCCUACAACAGCAGCCCUCCACUCAAUAGUAUCCACAUGGGUUCAAUGCCUUUUGACAAAAUAAUCAACACCAAGGCCCAUAGUAGCUUACCACACUCAUGGGACGGACUGAAUAAGAACUUUUCACCAGCUGAUCAAAACAAUAUGCCUUAUCCUAAUAUGAAUGAUACGUUUCAGUUUCAGAACCAGCCAGAUCAAAGGCCAAACACAUCCAAAAGCGGUAGGAUGCCAUGGCAACAGAUAGGCCUCACUUCUGCCAUGCCAAACCAAAACAGGAUUGAGUUGUCUAGGCAACUAAGCAACCAAAAGCUCACUUAUUUGGUAGCACCCUCUGACUGGCAGGAUGACACUAAAUCACAUAAGAAUGGCUCACUGAAAAGUCCCAGCUCUUUCCUAAACAAUAGACCUAGUAAAGGAUUCUCAAACCCAAGGCAAGAGAGUGUCAAACAGGGCUGCAGUACAAUACCACAUUUUAAAGUUGAGACAAGUCAGGCAAAGGUCUGUGAGUCCAAGAAUAAGCCCAUAUAUUUUGGAAUGAAUCAAUCAGUACCUGGGGCAUCAUCAAGAACACAUGGAUAUCCACCAUUACAGGUCCCACCAAUGGAGCUUAUAAUGGUGUCACCAUAUGAAUCUCCCUCGCCCUCCCCAGUCCAUAACCCAGCCUCUAGCAGCACAUGUUCUUCACUCUCCCCAGCCUCAACAAGCCCUGUCAACCUCUCUGAGGACAGCCAGAUAUCAAAGACUGGGCAUCCCCCUCCAUUCUAUCCCCAGCACCAAGUAAAGGCACAAGGACCUACAGAUAACCUCAGCACUAACGCUCAUCAUUUCCACUCAGACGCCUCCCGUAACCUGCCUUACACCCCAGAGAGGGCAAAAGAUGACAUGAUGAGCUACCUGCACGACAAUGUACAUCCAAAGCCUAGUAUGGAUGGCAACAAGGGCUAUAUGGAGGGCUUUGGGUUGGAGCAUCACCCACCUCCACCACCAUACUCUGCACAUCAACUGUUAGCUACGUCUUUAGCCACGGCAAACCUUGACCAACUGGAUGUGCUUCUCACGUGCAAGCAGUGUGAUCAGAACUUUACUAACCUGGCCGCAUUCCUUGGCCAUAAGCAAUACUGUGGACAGCAUGCAUUUGCACAAAAGGUGGAUGACACCAGAAGAACACCAGGAAGUUCAACACAGUUUCACAAUGACAUGAUAAAAGCUUCAUCCUCUGGGACCAGUUUAUGUCAAAGUGUCUCCAUGGCAAGGUGUCCAUCUGACCUUCACCUGUCUCUGCUGGGGCUCAAUAAGAACGGAGAACUCAUGUCUGACAGCGAAAUAAAAGGGGAUUCUAAGGACGACCCCAUGAAACUCAACCUGUUCUCUGGGGAAGGUAACCUUCCUGUCUCACUUCCUGACUUGGAGAUAGAGGAUGCAAAGUUAGAUAGCCUAAUCACUGAGGCUCUAAAUGGACUGGGGUAUCAGUCAGACAAUGCAGAGAUUGACAGCAGCUUCAUUGAUGCAUUCGCAGAUGAUGACCUAAGCACUGUCAAAGUAUCGUCGAACAGGCAGACUCUAAAAACCAAAGACUCAAUGGUCUUUGAGAGCAAAAGCAAACAAUCUACUGAAGAUGACAGGUCUCUGACACAAGGAAAAUAUAUUUAUGACUCAGACAUUGAGAGCUUUGAGACAGACAGCAAGCACACAGAAAACAACCUUGAGAAGACUUCUCUGAAUUUUGAGCAGGAAGAGAAAAUUAACAUAAAAAAAGAAGUGUCUCAUAAAAAUUCAAGGAUCACCUCAGGGGAGAAACCGAGGGAGCAAGAAAAUAAAGUGAAAGAUAUAAGAAAACACUCCAAAAGUGAAGAGGAAAACAUUAACACUCCAAGGUUCCUCUUAUCCAGCAAAUUUUCAGAACGUUGUGGAGUUCGAAAUCUCCAGAAUAGCUCUUUGUUGAGAGGCUCAACCUCUUCCCAAGUCUCCUCUGCAAACAGGAGUUCCCCAACCCAGAAGACUGCAGCAAGGGAGAGUAAAAGGAAAAGGACCGGUGCCGGUACCUGGAGCAAAGAACUCAUCCACAAAAUAGUUCAACAGAAAAACAAGUUAAACAAGCUCCAUGUAAAAGGCACCAAAAACCUCCAGUUCUCGCUGGUGAUGGAGAGACUUACACCCACGGUGCCAAACCCAAUGUUUGGGGAGUAUGACUAUGUCUCAGACUCAGAUGACGAGUGUGAGCCUGUGAAGAUAGCAAGCCAAGGUCGCCUGAGCCAAAGUGGCCGCUGCAAAUACACCUACACAAAGGAGUGCAAAUGGCGGGCUAGGAGCGACAGGGACAGUGCAGCAUGGAGGCACGAGUCAAAAGAGUGCUUUCAGGUGAAGAAAACUGAAGAAGUCUCCCUAUCUCCAGAGAAACCUGGCUCUAACCAGAUACUUGGGAGGAGAGGCAGCAGGUCAUCCACAAGCAGUGAAGUCAGCACGUCUGUGAGUUUCUCCAGCGAUAGCAUCAAUAGCCCCAAAAGCACUGACCACACAGACUCAGACUGGGAGAAAAGAGUGGAGAUCAGGAGGAAAGACUCUUCCGAGCAGAGAACCUAUGAGCGAUCUCCACAAAAGAUAUGCAAAGAGACUAGCACACAACUAGCACUGACAUUCACCAAAUCUACUAAGAGGUAUAGCGCUGAUAAGACUCUCCACUCUACUAACAAAGACAAUUCAGUGGCCUCAAGGAUCACUAACUCACAUACUGAAGAUGUUUAUCCAAUAUCAGCACUACCAAAGGUGAGGAGUGCAGUCAAAAACCUUGAGAAAUGCAGAAGCACAGAUGUGCCCUCAAGGGAGAAAGAUGUCUCAUUUAGUAGAGAAACUGACACAAUAGCAAGUUCUGACAAAAACACACCACUAAGGACAGCCAACAAGACCUCCAAAGGGGAAUCAAUACAUUUUCAAUCUACUAGUUCUGAUCUCCAAUCACACCAGCUUCAAUCAUCACAUCCUGCCACAGACAACAAGGAAGGACAUUCUUAUAAUAAAUUCAGAAAGAAUGAAACAACCUCAAACGAAAAAUCAGUACACAAAAGAAUAGCAGAGCAAUCUACACAGCCACAUUCAAAGAUAUCCGACAUUUCUACGUUUGAUGAACACAAGGAGAGUGUCCAUUCCAUUAAAAACCCAUUGACUUUCAACAAUGAGGUAGUCCCCAAGUCCACACCUCUUUUCAGUGUGCUGAAAGUGUGCCUGUCUCCAACUGAAUUUCACCAGCCAUUGACGCAGAAAGAGACAUCCCAUCUCAUCCCAUACCCCAUAGAGCAAGACCAGAGUCUUAUGAAGUCUCCUCUCUCAUUUGACACAUCGUCAAUGUUUGGGGACCUCUCGGAGACAGGAUAUGACAAUUGCCUCUACACUGACCUUCCAUUACACAAAGAAGGUUUCAACUCCUUAGAUACCACCAAUGACAAAAAGGAGGUGUUUAGCUCAUCAUCCUUACUUUCUCCUUUCUUGGAACAGAGGGACUGGGGCCUAAUGGUUGAUUUCACCAUGUCACCAGAUGAGAUAUCCCAAUACAAAGACAACUCUGAUAAAUCAAAUGAAAAGAAAUCAGAUUAUAAUCAUGUUCCUUUGUCUCUGCCAGACAAAAUAAUGGACUACAGGGCGAAUCUCAACAGUUAUGUGUCAGAAGAUCUAGAGAUAAAGAGGAUUGUGACAGAGUUGGAAAAUCAGCUCCAGACAGCCAAGCUGAGUAGUCCGCCACUGCUUACUGAGUCUCCAAAGCAGCUGAAGAUGAGAAAAUUCUGCCCUCUGCGACUGGACCACAAAUCUGAGAAUGAAGACACUGGUCUGGAUAUGGGCUGCCCUGUGCAAAGCAUGUCAAGUAUGCCAUCUGACCCACAUUCAGAUGUCUUUGCUGAGCCUGGUCUACCAUGGUCCAGUCCAUUUGAGUUUGAGUUGAUGGAGGGUCAUCAUACUCCAACCCAUGCUGUACCCAGUAUCCUUGAACAGUUUAGCGAGAUGGAUGACUGUGAACACAGUAUGAUAACCACAACCUCAAGUGCAGAGAAAGAGCAACUGCAACAGGACGACCACAAAGAUGAAGGCAUGGGUGUUGACAAGAGAACUGCCAUAGAGAAAUCUGAAGAGAUUCUAGAGAGUAAGACCUAUGCAGAAAACCUGACAAAAAGCCUGGAGGUGAUAUCAGAUUCCAUUUUCAAAAAUGAUCCCAUCACACCUGAAGUGGAGGAGCCAAACCUCACCUCACCUAAGAGCCCAGAACACUUACUCAAUGAAAGCCAAGCUCCAUCUGCUGAUACUGCUGAGAGUAGAGAUCAUAAUGAAAAGGUUAUUGCUGAUGAGGCGAACGUUGAAUCAACACACUUCGAAUUACAGCCUCCUCUCUCUGAAAACACAGAGCUUCCACCUGCUGUAAAAGAGAUUGUUUCUCUGCAGCCAAGUGAGUCUAUACCUUACAAUGACAGUGGGUCAGAAUUCAAAGACAUGCCAAUCAGGAACAAAGUCACUGAAGACAGCUGUGUUAUAGAAACUGAUUACUGCUCAAACACUGAAAUGGAUAAUCCACCAAUGAUUAAGGAGACCUGUGAGAACCAUAAGCUAGAGGACUGUGGGGAUGAAAUCAUUGAAGCCAAAAGGGCCCUCCUUGAGCAUACAGAACUUCCACAUACUACCAUUGAUGAGCAUCGAGAACAUCCACAUACUACCAUUGAUGAGCCUCCAGAGCUUCCACAUACUACCAUUGAUGAGCCUCCAGAGCUUCCACAUACUACCAUUGAUGAGCCUCCAGAGCUUCCACAUACUACCAUUGAUGAGCAUCGAGAGCAUCCACACACUACCAUUGAUGAGCCUCCAGAGCUUCCACAUACUACCAUUGAUGAGCAUACAGAGAUUCUAGAUACUUUCAUUGAUGAGCAUAGAGGGUUUGUGGAUACUUCCAUUGAUGAGCAUAUAGAGCUUCUAGAUACUUCCACUAAUGAGCAUAGAGGGCUUCUAAAUAAUUCCAUUGAUGAGCAUACAGAGCUUCUAGACACUACCAUUGAUGAGCAUCAGGAGCCAAAAGAGCUAGUGGAGGACAUCAGUUGUAAUACUAAGUAUGUGAGCCAGCCCUCCAAAGGUUCCAACCUAGCAGAGCAGGAAAUGGAUGAUAACGUGGAUAAUAUGCUUGAAGAGGUAGAAAAGGCAUCUGAGGAACAAUCCAUAGAUGUCCAAAGUCACUCUGAGAGUGUAUGUCUUUCACCAUCUGCAAAUGAACAGACGGAGGACAAUACAGCAUGUGUAACAGAGGAAGACAACAUUGAAUCUGACAGUACAAUACAGGAUGAGGUGAUAAGCUGUACAGUUCAUUUGAGGUGUAGCGCCCCUGAGAAUGACAUUGCCAAUCAAUCAACCCAUGUCUUCUUGGAGACUGUCACAGAUAAGCCUUGCAGUUCACUGUUGACGGAAACCAAUACAGAGUAUGGUAACCACGGCUCAACCUUUUCCAACAUUGAGUCAGAUGAUGAAAGCACCAUGUUGGUCAUUGCUGAGCAUGACAGUGACCUUGACAGUGAUGCACACAUGGAACAUACACUUGAGGAAAAAGCAGAAACAGAAAAGGAACCUGAAUGUGAGGCCAACCACAGACAAAUAGAAGAGAUUCCGGAUGUUGAAGACAUUCAGGAACAAGUUCCUUUACAUCUCAUGGCAUUUUCCCAGCACUCACCACGCAAAGAGGAUUUGCAGAUGGAUGAAAGGCUGGAUAAUAUUCCAGAUGAUGCUCCUCCAUCCAGUCCUGUUCUACCAGCUUCUCCACACACACCUGUGGUGAACCCUGACACACAAGAACAAGAACAAUCCCAGCCAAUCACAUGCAAUAAUAUGGAUACUAUCCCAGCCUCAAUCCAUGACACACAAUCUCUUAAGGAAGAAAACUGUGAUGAACUAAAUGCCAAAGAAGCACUGCGUAUUGAUAACCCAUUGACCAUAACAGCUAAGAUGGAGUACUCUUUAGUAAGUCCUCCUCAACUGGACUUGGGAAUCACAGAGUGUAAAAUCUCUAGCACUGAAGCCUGCAUUCCCUCUCCUCUACCCUUGACCAUUGCAACAGAGCCAUCUGAAGCAAUGGAGGCCCUUAUGAAGAGAGUCUCUGUUUCACUGUAUGAUUUCAAACUAAGCCCACUGAACUACAAUUACAUUCCAGAUGAGCCUCCACAACUGAAUCAGUUUGAUUACACUCCUAUCUCCCCAGCCAACGUGGAUGAGGAUGAGCCAGCCAUCAAGCAGAGGCCCAAGGAUGACUGUGAACCUUGUGAUCUAAGUGAUGAUACAGCAUUGAUGUCAGACAAAACAAUGUGUGACAUUGAUCUAAGCGAUGACACAGCAUUGACGUCAGACAAAAGAAUGUGUGACAUAUACACAGAGUCACCUUUGAGUCCACACUAUACAGCCAAGCUAAGUCCACCAGAUGAAUCUUUGAACAAGAGCAGCAUCCAAAAUGACAUAACAUUUCCAUUCAUUUUAUUGGUUCUCCCUUCUCAGAGCACUGCUCAGUCCAUUGGCGAUAUACAGGAGGAUUUGGACAUUUGCCCGGUUCCCCUUCAAACUAUUGACUAUUUGGACUUACAUGUUGACUUGGUAAAAAGAGUGGAUCGAGAGGUGCUGCCAGAAGUCCUAGAUAUCAAUAAGGUCCAUAGUGAGCAGAACACCCAUCCUUUGAUGAAGGAGAUCUCAGAUGAUCAGCUCACUCCCAAACCACUGAUCAUCUCUGAGAAUGAGCCAACCCCAUUACCAUCAGACCAAAUAGAAUCUCUAACAGUGGAUGAAGGUCAGUGCUCAGCAACCCACAAGCAAGAGGAAGAAACCACGCAGAAAAAGACACAUCUGUGUGAGAUAUGCGCCCUGUUUUUCCGGACGGUGCCAGGAUUAAAGAGACACAAGGCCAUGAAACAUUUGAUCAGGACUGAAAGAAGCCCACAUUUGGAAAAUGCAAAUCAUCAAGGGAGUCUACACAGUUACCAAACAUCCAACUCUAUAGAAACAGAACAUAAAGAUGAUCUAAAGCUCCUCGUUCCACAGACCUGUUUGCAAACAGAAAGCAAUGAUGUCUCUGACAAUCACUGCCCUGAGACAAGUAAUAGUAACUUCAUAACCAAACAAGGAGAAACAGAUGUAAUCCUGGAGGACACCACAGGUGAAACAAAUAUGGCAAAGUCAGUUGAUGACAUAGUUCAGCAAAUGCCUCCUCAAUUCACAAAAGCCAAGAAAAGCUACAAACCACAGAAGAACAAAAACAAUGAGGUGAACGAGAAAACAGACUUAUUACAGACAAUUACUCCUGAAUUCCAAACCCGGCGAAAGCCAGGAUACUGCAAGUUACCUGAGAAACAAGACAUAAUCAAUUCUAGUGUUAAACACAAAGUUACAGAGCAACAGGAUGUCCCAUUUGCUGUAACAAGUAACAGUGGCAUUGAACAGAUACCCAUGUCUCCAAUAAAGGUUACAAAUACACUCACCCAAGAUAUGGACUUGAUUCAAAGCAACACUGAUACAGAGGGGAAAGGCACACAUUUGUCAGAGAUUGUCAAUGGCCUAGCAGAUGUGAGUAUGGAUGUUGGAAGCGAUUAUGGAGUAUCUGUAAGUGAGGAUGUUAGUAGGGAGUAUGAUACAUCUAGAGAGAAUUCGUAUGACACAAAAGAGGCAUGUGAGCAACAGACUUCAGACCAGAGUCUUUCCACAGAGAUACUGGGAGAGGUUGCAGUAAAGAUUGAAUGUGAGAAAAACAGUGGCUCAACAGAUGAAGUGGAGAAUCUUACCUGUUUUAAAUCUUCUCCUGCAAGCCCUCCUGGACUAAUCCCUAAUUUGAAUGCUUUCCUUGAUGACGAAAGCACAUUCUCACAGUUAUUCCCCUCUAGAAACGUGGAACUGAAAAGGAAAAAGUGUGCAAAGGUUUAUGGCAAGAAGAACAAGAAGCAGAAACUAUCACCCGAUUCAUCAUUAGUUCAAGACCAUCCUCCUCCUGACCUGUAUCUGGAAAAGAAAGAUGACUAUAGAGAAAAUCAUUUGGACCGAACGUUUGUCAACAAUCAAAAUGAACCUUGUAAAUAUGAAACGAUAUCCAUUGAUGAUGCUAUCAUGUUGAACAUGUGUCAUAAUAGCACUUUAAAGUGUGAUUCCAAGGAAGUAUGUAGCAUGAAACGAGACACAACAGAUCACAAAGACAUUCAUGAGAAUACUGUGAAGCAUGGCAGUGCCUUCCUAUGCCCACCUGAGAGCACUAUCGACAAAGCAUCAUUGGCAUGGAGUGCCUCCAACGACCUUGUUACAGAUGCUGUGAUCUCCUCUGACCCAACUUCCUGUAAAGCAGAAGUCCCAACCCCACAACAUCCUCUUCCUAUCAUAGCCCCUUCUGCACCUUAUCCCGAAGAGCCAUGUGCUACAGACAACGUGUCUCCUUUCCACAGCAUUGACAUCCCAAACCUCAAUACCACAUUCCAGCUACCCGAAAUUCAAUUAUUUGACUCGAACAAGGACAUCCCAUUAGCUGGACCCAUUGGCACUGAUGAUGCACAGACCAGAGACACUGCAAAGCCCAAAAAGCUCACAGAGCGCAGAGGAAGAAAACGACAAGAGGGCGGCUUAAAGAUCAAGGAAAAACAUUACAAGUGCAAGGUGUGCUUCACCUGGUUCCUAACCCUGGGGGAGCUCAACUUCCACAAGCUAUCCCACAACCCCUCUCCACCACCCACCUGCUACAUGUGCGUCCAGCGCAAGUUCAGCUCCCGGGAGCAGCUGAGGGACCACCUGAGGGAGAAACACGCCAAGAACAAGGCUGGCAUCUGGACCUGUGGUAUGUGCCUGAAGGAGAUAUCCGACGUGUGGAUGUACAAUGAGCACUUACGGGAACAUGCCACGCAGUUUGCCCGCAAGGGCCAGUCACACAGCGCUAUCCUGGGGAGUCUGCCAGGCUCUGGCAUGCAGGAGUCAGCCGUGAAGAACUUUAUCACUUCCAUCAUGCAACGCCGCCCUAGCAAGGCCAGCAGAGAGUCCAAUAAGGUCUCCAACAAGGAGAAACCAUCCAUAGUAGAAACCACCGGGCAGGAGGUGAAAACUACAGAGGUAGCUCAGCCCAAAGUUGUCAAGCCUAAAGGGAACAUUGAAAAAGUGGGGAAAUCUAGCAUGCUGUUGCCAGUUGAGGUUCUGCACAAAACAGAGAUGGUGCCAAAGAAUGUGGAGAUGCACCCCAACUGUAAAGACCCCUCGAGAGACUGUCACCACUGUGGCAAGCAGUUCCCCAAACCCUUCAAGCUUCAGAGACAUCUAGUUGUGCACAACUUAAAUAAAAUUUUCCUGUGCCACAAAUGCCCAGUGACCUAUCAAGAGCCACAGGAACUAAAAGAGCAUCUGAAAAGUGAGCAUGAAGAGAUGGAUGCGCUUGACUCAAAGCAUACAACCCUCUACACCUGUGAGCUGUGUGCAGACGUCAUGCAUGUGAUCAAGAAAUCUUUCAUCUGCAGCACCUGCAACUACACCUUCUCUAAGAAAGAGCAGUUUGACCGACACAUGGAAAAGCACUUGUCAGGAGGGAAUAAGAUCUUUAAGUUCAGAGGAGUUCUCAGACCUAUCAAAACAUCUGCCUCCAAAGAGAACGAUGAAUGUGAAUUGCCAGCAAGCAAAAAGAGAAAGAUUCUCACUGACAGUCUACAAGAGAACAGCUCUGACAGUGGCAUCGCCAGCAUAGCCUCACUGCACUUAAAUCGGAGUGCUGAGAUGCCAGUUCUGAAACCCUCUGUACACACACAGACCAGUGCAGGUGAAUAUCAUACUGAAAAUGAUGCCAGUGUGAAGACUGAGGAAAUGGCUGAGGAAUACACUGACAUGCUGGUAGAGCUGGAGCCUUGUACGUUUCACCUGGGCUCGGAAGGUCUCUCCACUGCUACACCCAAAACAGAGGACAUUGUUCCCAGUCCUUCGUCAAAGCUGCCUGUUAGAGACAUUGGUGAGGCGGAUGGCAAAUCAUUCACAGAUCCAUGUGAUGUGAAGGAAGAGGACAAUCCAUUUGAGAGCAUUACACCUGAAGAGAAGAGGGAUUGUUUCGCAGAUGAUAAUCAGAGCACUCCGGAGAGCAGCACACAGACUAGCACUGCAGAAGCUGAAGGGAAGAAGAUACAGAGGAGAGAUGCAACAGCAUCGGAUGAGGAGUUGCAUGUUAGCUCAAAGACACCCUAUUCACAUGACCUCCACCAUCCUCCUACAAAGCAUAAGGUAUCUACCAUUGUGAUGUACCAAAUGAGGGAGGAUGAGCAAGGGCAACAGUCAACCAGCACUCACAGCCAUGACAACAAGCAAAAGGACAAAGCCUCCACACAUAAGCCCAGUGAAAGCAUUAAUAAACACCGCUCCAACAACAGCCCCAGGGCCAUGGAGUCAACACCAGUCCACCACACCAAGCUCACUUCCCAGUGCUCGGCCUCCAGCGAGGACAAAGACUCUGUGAGAAAAGAACAGAAGAAGAGAAAGGAGAUGAGGUCACCUUACAGUUUACAGAGGGUCUCCUCUCCUGCCACACGGGAGAACCUUGGUGUCGAAGUCAAGGCCAGAAAUAAAUUCCGACCUAGCAAGUGCGAGAGUCCGGCGGUUCACAGGAAAUCAGACGGCCCCAGCGACUUCCCGGUGCUCUCUUCCGUUAGAGAUGAUGUGGUCAGCGACAAAAUAGGCACAAAGCACAAAACAUCAGGGAGUUUAGGCCUUCAACCAAAGAGAAGCUUCCUCGAUAACUGCACGCCAAAGAAAGCAGAGAUGGUGCAUCAUCUUAAUGGGGAUUACAAAGCCAAAAAGGGGCCUCUUGGACGGGCUCUUCAUUCCCCAGCUUCUAAAGUGCCAGCGCCUCCUAUGAACAAUUCCUUGAAUAAGUCUAGGCCAAGGACAGGGGUGAGGUGCAUGGAGAGCCACUCCUAUAGGACAGCAGAGUCUCAGAACAACCUCCUGAGCCAGCUGUUUGGCCAAAAGCUCACAAGUUUUAAGAUUCCUUUGAGGAAGGACACUUCAGAAUCAAUAAACUGAGGGGGGUGGGGGGGACUAAAAGACUGAAAAGACAUUUCAUGACCAUGAAUGAGAUAGCAUGGAUCUCUGUGAAAUGUUUGUCUAAAUACUUAUGUUGUCACUUUAUGUCUUCUUCUCUUGUAAAUGUGUUGUUAUAACACAAACGUGAGGACUCAUGGCAGAGAUGAUUUUAUGAAUCUAGAAUGAAAAUGCUAGUAAGGCAAAUCAUUGACUAAUUCCUGCUAUUCUUAUGUUGAACAUUAUAUUUUUCAGAGAUUAUAUUUCAUUAGAAAAAUGAAAGAAAAAAAUUAUACUUGAAAAUAAAACUUUACUUUUAAUAAUAUUUCAAAAUAAUGCAUGAAAGUUUCACAAUCACAAAGUGUUCAUAGAGGAUAUUGUUUUUUUAUGCAACAGGACCAAAUUUCAUCCCAACUGAUUUAAACUGUCAGUGCACCUUUUGUGUAUGCUUCUCAAAUAAUUACUCCUUUUGUAUUAUUUUUACCUUACUGUACUGCAUUGACAUUCAUUGUAUUAGCCUUUGUAUAAACAUUAACUGGUGCUAUGUUAUUUGUUAUUGUAAUGUGAACGCCAAUGUCCUCUAUCUGAAGGGAACAUGAGAUCUGUAGCCAACUGUUUGUGCUGAUUCUCUGUAGUUUCUUUUGUUUUUAUGUAAAAUUACUGUGUAAAACCUCCUCCAAAAAAGUAUUCAUCUGUAGGUCUUUAGGAAAGGAAAUUAGGAAAGCUUCCAUCUGUAUGAACUCAGGUGUAUCCAAGGACUAUUCACAGUCCUGAGACCUGUUUUAGGAGCUCCUCCCAUGCACUGAUACUACCACACACAAAACACACACUCAGUCCUCCGUCUGUCCUCCAACUGUUUAAUUAUGAAAUUAUUUACUAGCACAAAAGAGGUGCUUUAUCUUGUUUAUAUGUAUCUUAUAUAGUAUGUUGUUGUAGGUAGAUGAUUUCCUGGUGCAAUGCUCAAUGUUAAAGUUUUAUUUUAAUAAUGUGCAACAGAAUCAAAGUGGGAGAGUAAGAGAGAAAAGAAAUGGAAAUACAAUGCCUCUUGUGUUGUAAAGUGGUUCACUCAGUGCCUCUUUUAAAGUGGUUAUUAAAAAUCUGCAUUGGUUUCUC